AUGGUGGUAUGUGUGAGGCUCGAGCCAUUGAUCUCUAUACUAGGUAGGUGGCCAUUUUGACACCGUUGAUUUCGUCUGCUGCUAGCUCCAUUUAUCAUCUAUGGCCGUUGACAGUUACACUUUUUGAGUUUCAUUUGUCAUCACGUCAAGUAAUGCAUGUAUUGUAUUUUAUGUAGCUAGCUAAUAUAAUACUAUUGAAAGUUGCACCAUGCGUAAUCGUUCGUUGUUGGCGAGUCUCACUCAUUCAAUGGCCUACUAGCAGUAACGUUAGCUUGUACGUAAUGCUUGUUUACAACCGAGCCUGCUAACUAGUUUGCUAGCUGCUAGCUAUAUUACAUAACUCUUAACUGCCCAUUGCCAUUCUCUUGCCUAAAUGUUGUUUCUUAACAGUGUUGAUCUGCUGCAAAGGUGUGAAGAAGUAAUUUGAAAAGACGGCUGAGAAGUAAAGAAGAACACUUCGUUUUGUUAAAUGCCAAGCCUUACAACACAACUUCAGCAACAAUCUCUUCUGCCAGAUGCUACAGCAAAGUCAGGAUUGUACAAUCUAGUAAAAGGCAGACAGUUGUUAGAUAUACUUUGAAAAUUAUAUGAGUGACCUUUUAUUAAGGAGAGUUGCCUCUGUAUGACUCGAGUAUAAUUUUACAGCUAAGAAGUGAGUCAGUUUACAUGAGUAUGUGCUUUGAAUGAAUGGUGUAUCUGACCAACACAACAGCCUAGGUUUUGCGUGUCUGAGGGUAAGAUAAAUGCAAGUGUGCACAGAACCAAAUCUCCAGUACAUUCUCUAGUGAUACAACCUCUACAAUAGCGAGUUAAUGAGAAUGUCAGGCUCCUUCUCACACCCCUUCCCAGAAGAGUCAGGAUUUAGUGUGUGUUGAUUGAUACUACUAACUAACACAAUGCUAGUCACAUCAUAGCUAUAGGCCCCCUUGGGUUUUGUUAUGUGACUGAACCGUGACCCCCCGUUUCUCUCUGUCGUAGCCCUCAGGCUGUGUGGAUGAGGUGAACACAGGCUUUUCGCUGUUUUCUCCUUGAAGCAGCACUGUGAGGUAGAUUUUCAUUUUUCAGAGAGUGUCCACUUCUGGAGACAGGAUGUGUUGGUGAGGAGGAAUCAGUGUCAGGGCCCGGCCGGCACAAAGUGCUGCUUCCAUACACCUUUUGAGAACAUAGAACAGUUGAGUUGACUUUCCUCACUGACUCACACAGACACAGAUCCCUACUACAUAUGCGUGCUUUUCAUUCAUGUCUGACUGAUUCAAUCGAAUCAUCUUGACACCGGCCAAGACCUGCAGUACCAAUAACUGUGCCAGUCUCCUUACCACCCUUCUUCACUCAUCGCCUCACCCUGGAAACUGGAGUUUCUCUCUGCCAGGGGCUCUGUCUCUCUCAGGCUGAAGAGUGGUCCUCCCUCCUGGUCUGCCUCAGCUUAACACACCAGGGCUGGGCCAGCGGUACCAAGCGGAACACAUACCACACUGACAGAGAGAAGGGCCACUGGACUACAGAGCUGACUACUCUGGGUAAGAAGGUGAUUUGUUAUGUCAUUCUGGUCAAGCUGUCAGUGGGUACAAUCAGUGUCCUCUCUUUAUACUGAAGUGAAAUGACACUAACUACCAAGUGAUUUGGCAGAGUUUACAUUUGCACACACUCAAAGAAACUGCAAUGAUGAUCGAUGUAAAUCCUAAUUCAUUCAAAUCAUUCAUUUUCAUUAUUUGGGUAAAGAUGGAUAAAGACUACCAUAAAUUGUCUGGCAUAAGCAGCCUGAGAUUAUCUUGCAUGAAACACCAACUCCUCUGAAGUAAUACCGAUUCACACUCAUUUCUGUCUGAUGUCUGUUAUUGGAGGUCUGGCAGUGAUAUCCCUCUUUCCUUGCCUCUCCAGAUCUUGGCCAUGAGGUUUGAUGCCACGCUCUACUGACGGGAGACACUGGACCUAAAUGGCGAAGCAUGACUUUGUUCCAGCCUGGCUUAACUUCUCCACUCCCCAGCCCGCCAAGGUAAGUGAGCAAGACCGGUACUGGCUGUCCUAGUAUGUUGCUCCUCAAGCAAGGGGGAAGGCUGAUGACAUCACGACUUCCCAUCAAAACCUUGAAGUUUGCAGUUGUCUAAAAAACACUAUUUUGCUGAAAAAGUUUUUUUUUUUUACACCCUUUAAGCCAGGUGUACACUACACGAUUUAGCUGUCCCAGACAAGUUUUUGAGAUUGGAGACAAAAUCCCCCUGUCGUUGCCCUCUCAUGGUGUGUGAGCUGGUCAGAGACGCAAUCUGAGUGCUACCGAUCCCGUCUUUGAGCAGUCCCAGACGUCCCAAUAUUUUCAAACGUUUGAUUUUAUCGGCACAAAACCUGCAAUGCUCUUGUAGUGUAACAUGUGCAAUGACAAGUUUUGAGAACAGUGAUCAGCAAUAGCCAAUGAGAGCUCGCCAGUGAGAUGACGUUGUUUUGAAUCACCCAGAAUGUGUAGACUUGAGCUGGAGCGAUGACUACUUGCGUUUGUACUUGCCAAAGUCACUUUAACCAAAGUCAGUGUCAAAUCAUGUCAACUCUGAAGUUCACAAGCAAUGUUAUUUAAUUCAAAAUGUUGGCUAGAUAUUUCAACUCUGUAUGGCAAGCGGGAAUGAGGCUGCGUUAACAAUCUAUUCACAUCAUCACGGGACAGCGUGGUAUGGAGAAUCCUCACGACCAAGUGAAGAAUCUUGUAGUGUGUGACCCCCGUCUGUGCCACAUCGUUUAGUGAGCGCACCACUAAGUUGGCAAGACAACAAACAACAGGAAAGACAGUCGUUUAAUGUGAGCGGCUCGGCGAUGUUAGGAUUUUGAAAGUUGUGUGUUGUACACCCGGCAUUAGUAUGUGUACUUUACAGUAUUUAUACUUGGAAUAUCACUUUUCAACCUUUAUCAGGAGUUAUCUUGAGCCUAUUUGCAAUGAGAAUCCAUGUGUUUAUCCAGCGGAAAUGCAGAAGUCUUUUCUUUUUCGCUGUGAUGCAGCUCGUCAAAAAUGUACGAAUACAAACUUGAAAUCACUGAUUAUCAUGACAAUUUAGCCCACUGGGUGAAACUCCUAGACAGCAGUUGUGAGUAGCCUGAUUUUCCAUUCCAGAUAUUGUCCAUUUUACUUUGACCUGUCCUGUUUUUAGGAUAUACUGUAUUGUUUGUUAACAUGUCAUAUUCAACAUUUUAAUUGAUUGAACGCCAUUUAGGUUAGGCCAGGGGUGUCAAACUUAAUUCAUCAAUCAAGUACGAGGGAGGAGCGAAAACCCACAGACACUCUGCCCUCCGUGGAAUGAGUUUGACACCUGUGGGUUAGGCUAUUUGAUGGGAAAAAGGUGCAUGAUGUAAAAAGUGUCUCAUUACAUUGUCAUAAAGUUGAUCUCCAGCCUGUAGGCUACAGAAAACACCACUCUUUCUACCGUAGGCUAUAGGCUACAUCAUUUACAAUGCCUUCAGAAAGUAUUCAAACCCCUUGACUUUUUCCACAGUCUGUUGUGUUACAACCUGAAUUAAAAAUGUAUUAAAUUGAGAUUUUUGGUAACUGGCCUACACACAAUACCCCAUAAUGUCAAAGUGGAAUUAUGUUUUUCGAAAUGUUGACAAAUGCAUAAAAAAGGAAACACUGAAACGUCUUGAGUCAAUAAGUAUUCAACCCCUUUGUUAUAAAUAAUAAUAAUAUGCCAUUUAGCAGACGCUUUUAUCCAAAGCGACUUACAGUCAUGUGCGCAUACAUUUUUACGUAUGGGUGGUCCCAGGGAUCGAACCCACUACCCUGGCGUUACAAGCGCCAUGCUCUACCAAUUGAGCUACAGAGGACCACCACUUGUUAUGGCAAGCCUAAAUAAGUUCAGAAGUAAUAAUUUGCUUGACAAGUCACGUAAUAAGUUGCAUGGACUCACUCUGUGUGUAAUAAGUGUUUAACAUGAUUUUUGAAAGGCUACCUCAUCUCUGUACCCCACACAUACAAUUAUCUGUAAGGUGCCUCAGUCGAGCAGGGAAUUUCACACAGAUUCAAUCAUAGGUUGUCCACUGCCUUACAAAGGGCACGUAUUGGUAGAUUUUAAAAAAACAGCUGACAUUGAAUAUCCCUUUGAGCAUGGUGAAGUUAUUAAUUACAUUUUGGAUGGUGUGUCAAUACAACCAGUCACUUCCUAAUUCAGUUGCCGGAGAGGAAGGAAACUGCUCAGGGAUUUCACCAUUUCACCAUUUCAAAUAUUGUACAAUCCAGAUAUGAAAAUCUCUUAGAGACUUACCCAGAAAGACUCACAGCUGUAAUCGCUGCCAAAGGUGAUUCUAACAUGUAUUGACUCAGGUGGUUGAAUACUUAUCUAAUCAAGGUAUAGUGUUUUAUUUUUCAUAAAUGUUAUACAAAUGUUAGAAUCUUUCUACCACUUUGACAUUAGAGUAUUUUGUGUAGAUUGUUGACAAAAAAUUACAAUUAAAUCAAUUUUAUUCCCAAUUUGUAACACAACAAAAUGUGGAAAAAGUCAAGGUGUGUGAAUACUUUCUGAAGGCACUGUAUGUUAGAUUAUUUUUUGACGAAACGUUGGUGGAGUGCCUCAGCGGUGCGUCUCUCCAACAGCACCCUGGGUACUACACGGGGCAGCCUCAGCGCUCACCUAAAUAGCCCAUAUGCCACUGGGUGAGAUAAAUGUUCAUUGUUUUUGGGCCGAAUUAUGUAAGGUAUAUGUGUUGUUGGAUGUUCGUCUUGGUCUGUUUAGCUCGGGAAAUGUUCCAGAACCUCUCUAGGUCUCUCUUACAGGGCCGGCUCGCCCUAGGCCGCUGCUGGGGGUUAGGACAGGACAGGCAUCCUAUAAUUCCUACUACAGACCAAGCUUUGUUUGCCCUGCUGUGCCUGGUUGAACUUUGACACCAAAGAUAUGUUGUGGUCUUGAAUGACCCAGGUAGUCAUGGCUGCCUGUCUCUGUUACAUUUUCAUUUUAGUCAUUUAGCAGACGCUCUUAUCCAGAGCGACUACAGUUAGUGAAUGCAUACAUUAUUUUUUUCCUACCCCCUAUGGGAAUCGAAACUGAGCUACAUCCCUGCCGGCCAUUCCCUCCCCUACCGUGGCAGAUGCUGGGCCAAUUGCGCGCCACCCCAUGGGUCUCCCGGUCGCGGCAGAGCCUGGAUUCGAACCAGGAUCUCUAGUGGCACAGCUAACACUGCGAUGCAGUGCCUUAGACCACUGCGCCACUCGGGAGACAUGUAGAGGAGGAUACACUAUAGUCUUUAUCACUACUUUCCAGUUGUAUCACUUCUUUCUAGUAGCACUUGUCGGAAUGCUGUAGCUGUUCAAAUCAUGGUUCAAAGUAAUAUGGAUGACAGUGUAGACAGUUGUUUAUUUUUUGGAGAUUUAAGAAGUUUAAAGAAUUUGAUGUCUUAGUGCAGCUGGGGGUGGGCCAUCCAGUGCAUUAAUACUGUAUGUCAGGGCAGGAUUUUAUCAGAUUUCAGUGGCAUUUGGUUUGGUCAUUUGGUGUUGUUGGUUGUGUCGUCAUGGUGCCAUGUAGUAUGUUGAUUUUGGUAUUAGGGAUGUGACAAAUGGACAAUUUUGCUUAACGUUUAAACUGCCAUUUUCUUUUAUUGGUGUUCCGUUAAAACGAUAAGAAAAAAUUCCACGUCAAUUUAAAAUGCAGAAUAAUGGUCGUAUUACGUACACUGCUCAAAAAAAUAAAGGGAACACUAAAAUAACACAUCCUAGAUCUUAAUGAAUGAAAUAAUCUUAUUAAAUACUUUUUUCUUUACAUAGUUGAAUGUGCUGACAACAAAAUCACACAAAAAUGAUCAAUGGAAAUCAAAUGUAUCAACCCAUGGAGGUCUGGAUUUGGAGUCAGCCUCAAAAUUAAAGUGGAAAACCACACUACAGGCUGAUCCAACUUUGAUGUAAUGUCCUUAAAACAAGUCAAAAUGAGGCUCAGUAGUGUGUGUGGCCUCCACGUGCCUGUAUGACCUCCCUACAACGCCUGGGCAUGCUCCUGAUGAGGUGGCGGAUGGUCUCCUGAGGGAUCUCCUCCCAGACCUGGACUAAAGCAUCUGCCAACUCCUGGACAGUCUGUGGUGCAACGUGGCGUUGGUGGAUGGAGCGAGACAUGAUGUCCCAGAUGUGCUCAAUUGGAUUCAGGUCUGGGGAACGGGCGGUCCAUAGCAUCAAUGCCUUCCUCUUGCAGGAACUGCUGACACACUCCAGCCACAUGAGGUCUAGCAUUGUCUUGCAUUAGGAGGAACCCAGGGCUAACCGUACCAGCAUAUGGUCUCACAAGGGGUCUGAGGAUCUCAUCUCGGUACCUAAUGGCAGUCAGGCUACCUCUGGCGAGCACAUGGAGGGCUGUGCGGCCCCCCCAAAGAAAUUCCACCCCACACCAUGACUGACCCACCGCCAAACCGGUCAUGCUGGAGGAUGUUGCAGGGAGCAGAACGAUCUCCACGGCGUCUCCAGACUCUGUCACGUCUGUCACAUGUGCUCAGUGUGAACCUGCAUUCAUCUGUGAAGAGCACAGGGCGCCAGUGGCGAAUUUGCCAAUCUUGAUGUUCUCUGGCAAAUGCCAAACGUCCUGCACGGUGUUGGGCUGUAAGCACAACCCCCACCUGUGGACGUCGGGCCCUCAUACCACCCUCAUGGAGUCUGUUUCUGACCGUUUGAGCAGACACAUGCACAUUUGUGGCCUGCUGGAGGUCAUUUUGCAGGGCUCUGGCAGUGCUCCUCCUUGCACAAAGGCGGAGGUAGCAGUCCUGCUGCUGGGUUGUUGCCCUCCUACGGCCUCCUCCACGUCUCCUGAUGUACUGGCCUGUCUCCUGGUAGCGCCUCCAUGCUCUGGACACUACGCUGACAGACACAGCAAACCUUCUUGCCACAGCUCGCAUUGAUGUGCCAUCCUGGAUGAGCUGCACUACCUGAGCCACUUGUGUGGGUUGUAGACUCCGUCUCAUGCUACCACUAGAGUGAAAGCACCGCCAGCAUUCAAAAGUGACCAAAACAUCAGCCAGGAAGCAUAGGAACUGAGAAGUGGUCUGUUGUCACCACCUGCAAAACCAGUCCUUUAUUGGGGGUGUCUUGCUAAUUGCCUAUAAUUUCCACCUGUUGUCUAUUCCAUUUGCACAACAGCAUGUGACAUUUAUUGUCAAUCAGUGUUGCUUCCUAAGUGGACAGUUUGAUUUCACAGAAGUGUGAUUGACUUGGAGUUACAUUGUGUUGUUUAAGUGUUUUGGGGAGUGUAUAUAUGACCCCUAGGGCCGGCAAUGAAGUUACACUAUAUAUCCAAAAGUAUGUGGACACACCUUCAAAUUAGUGGAUUCGGCCAUUUCAGCAACACGUUGCUGACAAGUGUAUAAAAUCGAGCACACUGCCAUGCAAUCUCCAUAGACAAACAUUGGCAGUAGAAUGGCCUUACUGAAGAGCUCAGUGACUUUCAACAUGGCACCGUCAUAGGAUGCCACCUUUCCAACAAGUCAGUUAACCAAAUGUAUGCCCUGCUAGAGCUGCCCCGGUCAACUGUAAGUGCUGUUAUUUUGAAGUGGAAACGUCUAGACGCAACAACGGCUCAGCCGCGAAAUGGUAGGCCACACAAGCUCACAGAAUGGUACCGCCCAGCUGUUCUCGGUUGCAACACUCACUACCGAGUCCCAAACUGCCUCGGGAAGCAACGUCAUUAUAAUAACUGUUUGUUGGGAGCUUCAUGAAAUGGGGAAAGAAGUAAUGUGGUGUGGGGAAUUUAAUGCCCACAACACACUUUGUGGGGGAAACGGAUGGAUGGAAAUGGCCAAGUGAUGGAAAAUCUGGUAGAAAUGAAAGAUCUGGUGUGCCUGAAUGAUGGCCGAGGGACCAAGAUUGAUGUAGCCACAGGGAAAGAGUCUGCCUUGGACCUCACUCUGGUAUCUAGUGCGAUGGCAGGAAUAUGUGAGUGGGAGGUAUGGGAUUUGACAGUAGGGAGUGAUCAUUACCCCAUAGUAUGUACAGCAGGCUGGAGGGAGGAGGAGGUGUUAGUGGAUGGAGUAGGCAGGUGGGUGUUUGGAAGGGCAAAGUGGGAUCAGUUUCAGGAGCUCAGUGAGCAGAUGAUGGCUCGGGUGGAUAUGAGAGGGGAUGUGGAUAGUAUGAAUAACUGGGUGAGAACAGCGUUAGUGGGGGCAGCUACUGAGGCUAUACCUAAGAGUUCAGGGAGGAGGAGGAAAGCAGUCCCAUGGUGGACGGAGGAGUGUGGGACAAUGGUGAGGAGUAGGAACAGGGCAUUUAGAGUACAGAAAAGGACGCAUAACUUCCAACAUCUGAUUCCGUAUAAGCAGGCCCAGGCCCUGGUGAGGAGAACUAUCCGUCAGGCAAAGAGGUCAUGUUGGCAUCGGUUCUGUGACACCAUUGGAAGGGCGACAAGUGUGGGGGAUGAUUAAGAGGAUGAGUGGGGUCAGAAGGGAGUGGGAUUAUCCAGUGUUGAUGAGUGGGGAGGAUGUGGUAGUAGCAGAUGAGGAGAAGGCAGAGAUGAUGGCCAAAGUGUUUGUCCAAGUGCAUAGCUCGGCAAAUUUGGCAGAGGGGGAGAGAGAGCACGAGAGACGAGCAUCCUGGAGUGCUGGAUAGGAGGGAGGAUGUAAAUGAUGCGUUGAAUGCACCAUUUACCAUGGCAGAGGUGAAAAGAGCAAUAGGAAAGGCUGGGUUAACUUCACCUGGGAAAGAUGAGGUGUGCUAUGUUAUGUUGGCCCAUCUUAGUGAUGAGGCACUGGAUAAGGUAUUGGCGUUGUACAACAGAGUGUGGGAGGAGGGGAAACUACCAGGCAGUUGGAAGGAGGCAGUAGUGGUACCAAUCCGGAAGCCCGGGAAGGACCCAACGAGGCCAACAAGCUAUCGGCCAAUAGCUUUAACAUCACAUGUAUGUAAGAUUAUGGAACGUAUGAUUACGGAGAGGCUAAUUUACUUCCUGGAGAGCAGAGGGCUAGUAUCGCCACAUCAGAGUGGGUUCAGGAAGGGUAGGGGAACUAUGGACCCAGUGCUCUGCUUAGAAGCAGUUCAGGAAGGCUCAGGUGAGCAAGGAGACUGUUGUAGCUGUCUUUUUUGAUGUGGAGAAGGCGUAUGAUAUGAUGUGGAAGGAGGGAUUGUUAAUCAAGCUUGAUAUUAUGUUGGUGGAAGAACGUAAAACUGGAUUAAGGAUUUCCUGUUUGGAAGGUCUAUCCAGGUGAGGGUGGGGAAGUCUCUAUCAGGCAGAUACCUGGUGGGUAACAGUACACCACAGGGGAGCAUGAUUAGUCCUCUGUUGUUCUCAAUCAUGAUCAAUGAUGUUUACUCUCAGGUACAGCCGGAUAUUGGCAGGUCGUUAUUUGCAGAUGAUGGGGCCUUAUGGAAGAGGGGAAGAAAUGUGCCAUACAUAGUCAGGAAGGUACAGGAAGCAGUUGAUGAGGUAGAGCGGUGGGCAUUAAUGUGGGGAUUCAGGUUCUCUGUAGAGAACUCAGACAGUGUUCUUUUUUUAUUUUUAUUUUAUUUUAUUUCACCUUUAUUUAACCAGGUAAGCCAGUUGAGAACAAGUUCUCAUUUACAACUGCGACCUGGCCAAGAUAAAGCAGGAGGAAGGUGGGGGAUGAGGUAUGCUUGAGGUUAUAUGGGAGAAACUUGGAGAGGGUGGGGGCCUUCAGGUUCCUUGGGGUAUACUUUGACAGUAGACUGAUCUGGGCAGAACACAUUGAGAGAGGGGUGGGAAAGUGUAAGAAGAUGCUAAAUGAGAUGCGCUGUCUGACGGGAAGGAGUGGGGGGCUGGGCAUUCCUCAUGGAGGACCAUGAAUGCUGCAUUGAUCCGAUCUGUAAUAGACUAUGGCAGUAUAGUGUAUGGUUCGGCAGCCCGGACCGCAUUGCAAAGGCUAGAUGUCAUACAGGGGCAAGGACUCAGAAUAUGUAGUGGGGCGUUUCGGACGUCCCCAGUGGCUGCAUUACAGGUGGAGAUGGGGGAUAUGCCAUUGCAGAUUAGGAGACAGCAGCUGGCAAUGAAUUAUUGGGUCAACCUACAGGGACAUGGGGUGUCUCAUCCUGCGAAAGGGAUUUUACAGGCAUGCUGGGAACAUGAGCGAAGACAGAACACGAGCUUUGGGUGGGUGGGUAAUACCCAGGCAAAGGAGAUGGGGCUGUAUGGAAGGGAGUUUAGUCCAACGGUAGUUAUUCCUGUAAAUCCACCAUGGCUACUCCCGCCUCCAGUAGUUGAUCUAGAAGUGUUGGAGAGACUACAGAAAGAUAGGGAGGGGGUUGAUCCAUCUGAUUUCUUUAAGAGACGUCUGGAUACUGUGUAUCAGGAUUUUGUGGCCAUUUACACAGAUGGUUCAAAAGAUCUAAGGACAGGACGUACUGGGUCAGCAUUUGCAGUGCAGGAAUGUGGGGUGGAAGUCAGGAAAUUACAUCUGGCUGUAUCUACGGCGGAGCUGAUGGCCAUACUGUUGGCCUUGCAGUGGGUGGAGGAAGUUAAGCCAGACAGAGUAGUUAUUUGCUCUGAUUCAUGUGCAGUGUUAAUGAGUCUCUAGUCCUUAAGCUCACAUAGCAGACAAUACCUGCUUUAUGAGGUGCUACAAACCCAUGGCAGGAUUAGACAGAUGGGUAUACAGAUAAGAUUUACUUGGGUCCCAGCCCAUGUGGGGGUGGAGGGGAACGAGGCAGUUGAUGUACUGGCUAAACAAGCACUUAGUAGUGGGGAUGUUGAUGUUGUAGUUUCAAUGAGCAAGGCAGAGGCAAAAAGCCUGAUAUGGACAGUGAUGGUGCAGAGAUGGCAGGAGCAGUGGAAUAGAGAUACUAAGGGCAGGCAUUUAUUUCAAGUACAGAGGAAAGUCGGCGAGGGUAGGUCGGCAGGAAGCAACAGAAGAGAGGAAGCUAUUUUUACAAGAUUAAGGGUGGGACACAGCCAGUUGAAUAAGACCUUAAAUGUGAUAGGAAAGCGUCCAACAGGAAAGUGUGAUUAUUGCCAGGGAACAGAGACCGUGGAGCAUGUAUUGCUACAGUGUGGGCAGUAUCAGAUGGAAAUGGAGAGGAUGAGAUCUAGUAUGAGGGAGAAGGGGAUACAAUAAAUUAGUUUAAAGAGUAUAUUGAGUAGAACGUCAUUAGAUAUAGUCUCAAAUAUUUUGUUAUCUUUUUUAAGAGCACCGGGGCAGGCAGGUAGGAUUUACUUUAUCCCUGUCUCUGGCCUACACUCCAGUAGGUGGCGGUAAUGCACCAUAACGUUGGAUGCCAACUGCCGAUAAACCCCACUGAAGAAUAAUAAUUAAUGAAAUGGGUUUACGUUGCCAUGCAGCAGCACACAAGCCUAAUUUCACCAUGCGCAAUGCUAAGCGUCAGCUGGAGUGGUGUAAAGCUCGCCAACAUUGGACUCUAGAGCAGUGGAAACGCGUUCUCUGGAGUGAUGAAUCACACUUCACCAUCUGGCAGUCCGACGGACGAAUCUGGGUUUGGCAGAUGCCAGGAGAACGCUACCUUCCCAAAUGCAUAGUGCCAACUGUAAAGUUUGGUGGAGGAGGAAUAAUGGUCUGGAGCUGUUUUUCAUGGUUAGGGCUAGGCCCCUUAGUUCCAGUGAAGGAGAAUCUUAACGCUACAGCAUACAAUGACAUUCUAGACGAUUCUAUGCUUCCAACUUUGUGGCAACAGUUUGGGGAAGGCCCUUUCUGUUUCAGCAGAAGGUCCAUAUAGAAAUGGUUUGUCGAGAUCGGUGUGGAAGAACUUGACUGGCCUGCACAGAGCCCUGACCUCAACCCCAUCAAACACCAUUGGGAUGAAUUGGAACACCGACUGGGUGCCAGGCCUAAUCGCCCAACAUCAGUGCCCGACCUCACUAAUGCUCUUGUGGAUGAAUGUAAGCAAGUACCCACAGCAGUGUUCCAACAUCUAGUGGAAAGCCUUCCCAGAAGAGUGGAGGCUGUUAUAGCAGCAAAGGAGGGACCAUUUUAAUGCCCAUGAUUUUGGAAUGAAAUGUUUGACGGGCAGGUGUCCAUAUACUUUUGGCCAUGUGGUGUAUGUCUACCGUAACCCUAAACAGACAUAGAACGCAUCUACAGUAACAUGUCGAUAGCGACAAUUGUUAACUUUUCAGACAAAUCAAAUAAAGUUACGCAUCAGGUCUGUACCUUUUCAGACAGUAGAAUUCUGCUCCGGGGUAAAAUGUAAUGUAUUUUUUCCCUGACAACAAUACACGUUGCUGAUUGAUGUGCAGCUAUGUUGUUUUUGUAUAUAUAUUUUUUAAUUGGAAGGUAGCUAGAUGUGUUUUAUUUCUACAAAUUGUCUUGGUAAGUCACGGUAUUUAACAAACUUUAAAGUACUUUUCUAGGAGAGAGUGGCCUGCUUGCAGCAGCUCGAGAUUAUUUGAUUGACACUUCUGGUUGCCUAGUGAUGGAUUUUUGUCAGGUUUCAGAAGCGGCAAACCUUCAUUACACACAAGUGAAAAUGUCUGUUCAUAUCACCAGAUAAGGUUUCGUGUCGUCAUUUUAAAAAAUGUAGUGUAGUCUACCCUAAUAGACAGACUAACAAACAUGCCGUAGCCCGAGUCGCUUUCAAGGGGACACCUUCCAUUAUGUCUGAAAAACAUUAUCGAUACAGGCUACUGUAAUUUAAUAUGAGGGUAAAACGAAAAGUAGGCUCGCAAGACUGGCCCGAAGACAUCGGUUCCAUGAAUAGGCUAGGAUAUUCUACACGCAACAGACCGAAGACUGAACACACACUUGCAUCAUUAGUGAAGAGACAGAGCAGGCAGGCCAGCGUGAGGGAGAGAGAGGCAGAAGCCUGCUCAUACAGUGGGGGAAAAAAGUAUUUAGUCAGCCACCAAUUGUGCAAGUUCUCCUACUUAAAAAGAUGAGAGAGGCCUGUAAUUUAUCAUAGGUACACGUCAACUAUGACAGACAAAAUGAGAAAAAAAGAUCCAGAAAAUCACAUUGUAGGAUUUUUUAUGAAUUUAUUUGCAAAUUAUGGUGGAAAAUAAGUAUUUGGUCAAUAACAAAAGUUUCUCAAUACUUUGUUAUAUACCCUUUGUUGGCAAUGACACAGGUCAAACGUUUUCUGUAAGUCUUGCUGGUAUUUUGGCCCAUUCCUCCAUGCAGAUCUCCUCUAGAGCAGUGAUGUUUUGGGGCUGUCGCUGGGCAACACGGACUUUCAACUCCCUCCAAAGAUUUUCUAUGGGGUUGAGAUCUGGAGACUGGCUAGGCCACUCCAGCACCUUGAAAUGCUUCUUACGAAGCCACUCCUUCGUUGCCCGGGCGGUGUGUUUGGGAUCAUUGUCAUGCUGAAAGACCCAGCCACGUUUCAUCUUCAAUGCCCUUGCUGAUGGAAGGAGGUUUUCACUCAAAAUCUCACGAUACAUGGCCCCAUUCAUUCUUUCCUUUACACAGAUCAGUCGUCCUGGUCCCUUUGCAGAAAAACAGCCCCCAAAGCAUGAUGUUUCCACCCCCAUGCUUCACAGUAGGUAUGGUGUUCUUUGGAUGCAACUCAGCAUUCUUUGUCCUCCAAACACGACAAGUUGAGUUUUUACCAAAAAGUUCUAUUUUGGUUUCAUCUGACCAUAUGACAUUCUCCCAAUCCUCUUCUGGAUCAUCCAAAUGCACUCUAGCAAACUUCAGACGGGCCUGGACAUGUACUGGCUUAAGCAGGGGGACACGUCUGGCACUGCAGGAUUUUAGUCCCUGGCGGCGUAGUGUGUUACUGAUGGUAGGCUUUGAUACUUUGGUCCCAGCUCUCUGCAGGUCAUUCACUAGGUCCCCCCGUGUGGUUCUGGGAUUUUUGCUCACCGUUCUUGUGAUCAUUUUGACCCCACGGGGUGAGAUCUUGCGUGGAGCCCCAGAUCGAGGGAGAUUAUCAGUGGUCUUGUAUGUCUUCCAUUUCCUAAUAAUUGCUCCCACAGUUGAUUUCUUCAAACCAAGCUGCUUACCUAUUGCAGAUUCAGUCUUCCCAGCCUGGUGCAGGUCUACAAUUGUGUUUCUGGUGUCCUUUGACAGCUCUUUGGUCUUGGCCAUAGUGGAGUUUGGAGUGUGACUGUUUGAGGUUGUGGACAGGUGUCUUUUAUACUGAUAACAAGUUCAAACAGGUGCCAUUAAUACAGGUAACGAGUGGAGGACAGAGGAGCCUCUUAAAGAAGAAGUUACAGGUCUGUGAGAGCCAGAAAUCUUGCUUGUUUGUAGGUGACCAAAUACUUAUUUUCCACCAUAAUUUGCAAAUAAAUUAAUUAAAAAUCCUACAAUGUGAUUUUCUGGAUUUCUUUUUCUCAGUUUGUCUGUCAUAGUUGACGUGUACCUAUGAUGAAAAUUACAGACCUCUCUCAUCUUUUUAAGUGGGAGAACUUGCACAAUUGGUGGCUGACUAAAUACUUUUUUUCCCCACUGUAUGUUUUGGUAAUCUGCAUCUCGCAAUGUCUUGUUUUGCAUACCUUGCAAAUUCAAGUAGCCUAAAGCCUCUUCCUCUGUGGUUUUAUUUUAAUUACACAACUUCCCCAGGCCUUUAUAUCCUAUCGGUUAUAACACGGAAAAUAAUAUGUUUUGUGAUAAUUGAACUGUGAUUUUAAUUAAGAAAAAACAUCGUUUUUCGGUUAGGGAUUUUUCUUAACGUUAAGGAUCCCAACUUAAUUUAAACGUUUACGUUCACUCCCCUAUUUGGUAUAUUGAAAUAGCUUGUGAGGUAUUGCUCUGAGUGGUUACUGAGGCUCUUAUAAAUGUGCCCCUCUGUCUCUCUUUCUGUCUGUCUCUUUCUCUAUCUCUCUCUGUACAUCUCUCUCUUUCCCUCUCUGUAUCUCUCAGUCCCUUGCAGCGUUUGAGAGGCAUGGAGAGAGUCUUGCCCGCGGUGAUUCUCGGCCCGCUGUGAGCCGCCGCCGCCAUAACUCCUCGGAUGGCUUCUUCAACAACAACCCUCUCAGAGCACCUGCAGGUAGCACACAUACACACACGGACUCACCCUACCUGACCCCAACACCCAAAUCAAAGUUUAUUAGCCACAGAUAUACAGAUGUUAAAGCAGAGUUGACCAGUAUGUGUGUGUGUUGGAUGUAUGUGGUCCAAUGUAUGUGGUCAGUUCUUAACCUUGAUUUUCCUUUCCCCCUCCUCUGGUUGCUAGGUGAUGGGUGGCACCAUCCCUCUCUCCUGCGGCAUGACUCUGUGGACUCAGGCGUGGCUAAGGGAGGGCAGGGGGGCCUGGGCAGCGGUCUCUGGGGGCAAGAGGGACCCCACCAUGGGCGCCACCCCAUGCGCCCUGUGCGGGAUAGGGAGAGUGACAGGAAGCGACCAGGGCCCCACCACCAGCGCAACGGGACCUUCCACCCCCAGAAAGGAGGCUUCCUGCCAGUUGAGGGAGGCCAUGAGGACAAGCUGAAGUUUGUGGAGGAGGAUUUUGUGGGUGCCCUCUCAUCUUUCUCUAGAUUGUCUUUGCUUGAAUUUAAAACAACUCCAAAGCUUUGGUUUAUCAGGCUGUUGCAGAGAAUUUUAAAAUUGUUAGCGACCUGCUGGGUUAUUACUAUGUUUAAAUUACUUCAGACAACGUUUGUUAAGUUAAGGGUGUUCUUGCUUUUUUCCUCAGCCCUCACUCAACCAAUCAGAGAGCAGUGGGAAGCCGGUGGCCCAGCCUCAUGCCGUAGGGACUCCUGUAGGAGUUUGGGGUGAGUACGGAGCUCUGCCAGUGACUGGCUUUGAAGGGGAGCAUGCCUGAUUGAUUGAUUGAUUGGUCGAUCCUUCCCCCACAGAGCACCCUCCUAGUGCCAAGCAGACCAUGAAUAAGAUGUUGGUCAUCAAGAAGGUUUCCAAGGAAGACCCCAACGCUGCUUUCUCUGCUGGUUUCGCCAACACGACGGUACCCCACCUAACCAACGGCACCAAAACCCCUAUCUCCUCAUCCAGUGUCUACAAGAGCCUGGUGCCCAAGCCAGCUAUCACCCCAACCAAGGUAGGUAAGCCCUAAAUAUAGUCACCUCCCCAGCCAAGGUAGGACCUCACUACUGCCAUCUCCUUAACCAGGACAGGGUAUAAUCACUAGUCACAUCCCCAGCCAAGGUAGGACCUCACUACUGCCAUCUCUUCAACCAGGACCGGGUAUAAUCACUAGUCACAUCCUCAGCCAAGGUAGGACCUCACUACUGCCAUCUCUUCAACCAAGACCGGGUAUAAUCACUAGUCACAUCCCCAGCCAAGGUAGGACCUCACUACUGCCAUCUCCUUAACCAGGACAGGGUAUAAUCACUAGUCACAUCCCCAGCCAAGGUAGGACCUCACUACUGCCAUCUCCUUAACCAGGACAGGGUAUAAUCACUAGUCACAUCCUCAGCCAAGGUAGGACCUCACUACUGCCAUCUCUUCAACCAAGACCGGGUAUAAUCACUAGUCACAUCCCCAGCCAAGGUAGGACCUCACUACUGCCAUCUCCUUAACCAGGACAGGGUAUAAUCACUAGUCACAUCCUCAGCCAAGGUAGGACCUCACUACUGCCAUCUCUUCAACCAAGACCGGGUAUAAUCACUAGUCACAUCCCCAGCCAAGGUAGGACCUCACUACUGCCAUCUCCUUAACCAGGACAGGGUAUAAUCACUAGUCACAUCCUCAGCCAAGGUAGGACCUCACUACUGCCAUCUCCUUAACCAGGACAGGGUAUAAUCACUAGUCACAUCCCCAGCCAAGGUAGGACCUCACUACUGCCAUCUCCUUAACCAGGACAGGGUAUAAUCACUAGUCACAUCCCCAGCCAAGGUAGGACCUCACUACUGCCAUCUCCUUAACCAGGACAGGGUAUAAUCACUAGUCACAUCCUCAGCCAAGGUAGGACCUCACUACUGCCAUCUCUUCAACCAGGACAGGGUAUAAUCACUAGUCACAUCCUCAGCCAAGGUAGGACCUCACUACUGCCAUCUCUUCAACCAGGACAGGGUAUAAUCACUAGUCACAUCCUCAGCCAAGGUAGGACCUCACUACUGCCAUCUCUUCAACCAGGACAGGGUAUAAUCACUAGUCACAUCCUCAGCCAAGGUAGGACCUCACUACUGCCAUCUCCUCAACCAGGACCGGGUAUAAUCACUAGUCACAUCCUCAGCCAAAAUAAUGAAUCACUACUUGACUUUAUUUUUUCCCUUUGCAGGCUGGUCCCUGGAAGCCAAGCGGGAGAGAAACCAAAAGCAGUUUUAAUUUAUCCGGCUGGGACUCCGCCUUCACCAGUCCUGCUGCCUCUGUGACCAAACCUCUUACGCCUGUCACUCCCCCGACCUACGGAACCCCCAAGGAGGUGAGUCUGACCUCUGACAGGGACCAGAGGGCAACUUACGUAAGCCAACAAGAGUGGGAGUCUGAAAACUGCUUUAGCAUUCCACCACUGACCCACCCUUGAUAUGAUACAAUUUAUUUCUGAAGACUUACAAUUUAUUUCAUAUGACCCUCUCCCCCCAGCCUCCCUCCAGCAUCACCUCUCCCAUCGACGUCACCCUUCCUCGUCUGAAGCUGAUGCGUCGCAGCACCGACCGGAAGAGUGAGUUCCUGCGAGGCCUGAAGGAUGAGAGGAACGGGGAUGGGCCCACCUCUACCAGUCCCUCAGACCCUAAGGAGAACAGAGGAGACUUACAGGAGAAUAUGAUCCCUCACACUCUCAGCGACUCAGACACAGAUCACCUUUCCAGCUCGCUGGAGGCAGAACACAGGUAAGUUGCACCCACAUGUACAUACCCUCUCUUCCUUCACACCCCUCAGUGACUCAAACAGUAAGAUCUUGAAGCUGAGUGGGGUGUGUUGGGUUGGGGCGCUGUAGAGCGGUUGACCCCUGGGGUCAGGGUGGGGCGACCAAGCUAUUUUGUGUGAAAGUAACGAGAGCCCUACAUUAUUAUGAAAUGAAUUCUAUGGAGGCUUUGCUGUUGCUUUAUGUAUAUGCAUGUACACUGUACAAAACAUUAAGGACACCUUCCUAAUAUUGAGUUGCACCCCCUUUUGCCCUCAGAACAGCCUCAAUUCGUUAGGGCAUGGACUACAAGGUGUCGAAAGCGUUCACAGGGAUACUGGCCCACGUUGACUCCAAUGUUUCCCACAGUUGUGUCAAGUUGGCUGGAUGUCCUUUGGGUGGUGGACCAUUCUUGAUACACACGGGAAACUGUUGAGCAUGAAAAACCCAGCAGCGUUGCAGUUCUUGACACACUCAAACUGGUGCGCCUGGCACCUACUACCACACCCCGUUCAAAGGCACUUAAAUAUUUUGCCUUGCCCAUUCACCAUCUGAAUGGCACACCUACACAAUCCAUGUCUCAAAGGCUUAAAAAUCCUUCUUUAACCUGUUUCCUCGCCUUCAUCUACACUAUUUGAAGUGGAUUUAAUACUUAAGAAUCUGAGUAACAUAAUACAAAAUCCCCAUCAAAAUCUGUUAGUUUAAGAUAGAGAUAUCCGGUUUUUUGCAUGGGCUGCGUCUCAAUCCACCGCAUCCACCUAUGUCGGCCUUAGGCAUCUGCAGUGGAAGGUGGCCGAGCUACAGCUGUGUUUGCCAGACAAUGAGUCAUCCCGAAAAUCAGUUCUCACGAAAACGCAUGUAGCGUCCAAAUGGUUUCCGUUUUGCUCUACGACCCCCACAAGUGUCACGGGACAUGUCGGAAGUCGGUAAUGCUGAUGUGCCAACUUUUGUCUGUAGCGUCCGAACCGUUUGGGCUUCAAACUAAUAUGACCCCAAUGUGGAUGGGGAGACUCAUUAACACGAUGGUGUUCUCCGUUUUGCUCUACGACUCCCACAAGUCACGGAACUCGUCUGAAGGUAACCCAUACAAACAAAUGGAAGUAUGGAGGUAGUUUUGUGCCAACAAAAAUAAGGGGUUAAAUAUGUGUCCAAAAAAAACCAUAUUUCCUGAGCUUCAUUACAUUUUUUUUUUCUUUUUCUCCUAGAUAUAGGACAGACACUUCAAAGCUUGUUUGACCAGUGUUAUGAUGAGUUUCUCAGGUAUCAAAUAAUCAUUAUACCAUAAAAACAUAAUAUCAACCAGUGAUCUCCUCCUCUUCUGGUAGGUUGCUCAAAGCUAUGGGCUGGCAGGAGUACCCAGAGAAUGAUGACAACUUCUUGCCCAUCACUGAUGCCGAGCUCCAAGAAUUUAAAGCUAAAACUGAGAAGGUAAAAGCUAUACAUAGUUAUUUACCUGUGUAUACAUGUGUUACUGUGAGCCUGUGCGUGGGUCUCUCUCUAUAGCUAGGUUUCCAUCCAAUUGGCGACAGAUUUUCAAGCAAAUAUUCAAAAAUUAGCACCAUGUGAAGUUCAUCAUAACUUAUUUUGUCUGCCUAUAAACCUUUCAUGCUUUUCCAUGUCGUGGUGGAAGGCCAUAGACUGUGGUAGGCCUACAAUGUGACAUAUCAUUGCGGCGUGACUCCCAAGUUUACUUCAAAACGAUGGCUAUUAUAUCAAUAUAUGCGCAUAAAGGCAUUUUCACCUCCAUUUCACCAUAUCCCACCAUGUCGAACAAACAAAUUGUCGACAUUUAUGAAUUUGGACCGACAUUUCCUGUUUCCAAUAGCCCUGUCGUGACUUCUUAUGUGUCAGGUCUGCAUGAAACGUUUGGAAACCUGGUUAGUGUUGUUAUUAAUCUAGCUGUCUGUUCUAGCUGAAGAGGAACGGGCUGGGCCAGAACGGUGUUCUCCUGAAGCCUCUUCUCAAGGGUGCGCCCCUGCCCCUGCUGUCCUGGAGAAACCCUGUUGAGCCUGAACUAGAAGAGGUCUCAGAGUCCGAGAGCACUAGCAGCAGCCAGACAUCAGACGACGCAGACACCUAA
This is a messenger RNA of Coregonus sp. 'balchen', 19667 nucleotides long. The record is from the annotation of a GenBank genome assembly. NCBI's taxonomy places the organism in Eukaryota, Metazoa, Chordata, Actinopteri, Salmoniformes, Salmonidae.